AUAUAUAUACACACCUAUGUUUCUCCCCUCCUCAUAACCAUUUAAAUCCAUUUUCACUUAAGAAGAUAGAAAUCAAGACUCAGUGGGAUGGCAAAACUUCUUUCAAGCUGGUGUAAAGAUGCUCAAUCCUUGCCUAAAAAUUAUGUAUUCCCACCGGAUAAAAGACCAGGGGAGCUCAAUUCUCCUGUAUACAGUGGUCCGGUAGUUGAUCUCAGCAAAGCAGUGGGACAGGGGCAAGCUGAAACAAUACAGCAAAUUAUACAAGCAUGUCAGGAGUUCGGAUUCUUUCAGGUGAUCAAGCAUGGUGUUUCAGGUAGUUUAAUGCAUGACACGAAGAAUGUGAUGAAGGAGUUCUUUGACAUGCCAGAUGAGGUCAAGUCGAGCGUCUUCACUGCAGAUGCCAGCAAGAGGUGCAGGCUCUUCACAAGCAGUUUAAAUUAUACCAAUGAGGAGGCUUAUUAUUGGAGGGAUAAUUUGACACACCCUUGUCAUCCUUGGGAGGAUUGUAUGCAACUUUGGCCCAAAAAACCUACUAGAUACCGAGAAGUUGUAGGGACUUAUACAGUUGAAGUGAGGAAGAUGAUAUUGAAAGUUUUGGAUCUGAUUUGUGGAGGACUGGGACUAGAGCAGGGGUACUUUGGAGGUGACCUGAGCAAGAUUGAGUUACUAUCAACUAAUCUUUACCCUAGGUGCCCUGACCCGAGCCUGGCCUUGGGAUGUCAUAGACACUGCGACCCUAACCUCAUAACGUUUUUAGAUCAAGGGGAGGUCUAUGGACUUCAAGUCUGUAAAGAUGGGCAAUGGAUAGGUGUUGAGCCUAUUUCUAAUGCAUUUGUGGUCUUAAUUGGCUGCCAGUUACAGAUCAUCAGUAAUGAUAAGAUCAGAGGUCCUGAACAUCGAGUGUUGACAAAUUCAAACAAGGAUCGGAUCAGCAUUGGCUGUUUUGUUAUCCCUACAUAUGAAUGCUUUAUAGAGCCUGCAAAAGCUCUGGUUAGUACAUGCAAUCCACCACUUUAUAGAGCCUUGCAGUACAAAGAUUUUCUUAGCACCUAUGAUGAGAAAAUAGGUAAUUUUAGAGCUGUGAUGGAGUGUUCUAAGCUUCAAGUUCAGUAGUCGUGUUUGAAAUGGAAGUGGACGAUCUCUUGUAUAUCAUAUAUGUUAUUGCAAGUAAAUAAAAAUGUGGUUUUAACUCGCA
Molecule: messenger RNA, 1195 nt
Organism: Cornus florida
Lineage: Eukaryota; Viridiplantae; Streptophyta; Magnoliopsida; Cornales; Cornaceae
Product: hyoscyamine 6-dioxygenase-like
Exons: 4
Coding region: 88-1113 (341 amino acids)
Source: RefSeq, a predicted model, not a curated record